Ustilago hordei is the source of this 3165-nucleotide messenger RNA. RefSeq lists its product as uncharacterized. Gene Ontology annotation, molecular function: mRNA binding; N6-methyladenosine-containing RNA reader activity. Gene Ontology annotation, biological process: mRNA destabilization. NCBI's taxonomy places the organism in Eukaryota, Fungi, Basidiomycota, Ustilaginomycetes, Ustilaginales, Ustilaginaceae. Gene Ontology annotation, cellular component: cytoplasm. The coding region runs from base 1 to 3165 and encodes 1054 amino acids. The record is from RefSeq and is a predicted model, not a curated record. The transcript has a single exon.
AUGACACACAAUCCAGCUAGCUCGCAACGUCCAUCUCGUGCCGAUCCUUCACGCAAACAAACGCUCGCGGAUCCGGAUCGGCGCACCGUCAGCCCGGCAGGUGCAGCUCCUUCCAUCGACAGACCCGCCCAGCACUCUGCACGGCACGUUGCAAGUCCACCGCCAGGACAAUACACGAACUAUCCAUCUGGCUUUCACAACGUCCCGCCAUCACACCAUCAUCCCGGGCAGCAAGCCGGCUCUGGGUUCCCCGGCUACGGCUCAUCAGGCCCAGUCGACGGCUACGGCUACGCAGGUCCUCCCUAUCAUUCGAGCCGUCCCAGUGUUGACUCGCAUCACUUCGCACGGCUACCACCUGGUCGCGCCAACUCGCAAAGCUCUGGAUCCGGCUCUGCGCCCUCUUCACACGACGUCAUGACCGGUUCGCAUUAUCCGUGCCACUACUCUCCUUCGUAUCCUGCUGCGAGUUCUAAUCCUUCCGUUGGUCACGCAGCGGGACGCACGAGAUGGGCCUGGGUCCCGAUCGAAGUUCCACAAGCUCAUCUUCCCGAUGAUGCCCAUCUGCAGUAUGCUCCCUAUCCUGGAGCUUUCUAUCCAUCUCCAACUGUUUCGGCCUCGACCAACUCUUCGUCUUCCCACCAAUCGUUUCAACAGCCCUACAGCGAAGGCUCGCAUCCAGGCGCGACACCCUACGGCAUCCAGGCCUCGUCCAACUUCACGCCCUCGUAUCCAUACCACCCGCAUCCAGGCCACUACGGACCGCCACCUGGCCACACCUCACAUUCUCAAGGCGGGGCACCUUGUCGAGGCUCCUUGUCUGGAUCUGCCCAAGGCGGCAUGCCCUCAAUCGGUGCACCUCGCGACAGCCUUUCCGGAGGUGGCGGCCGUCGCCAGUCGAACCAGUCUGGUCGACCCGGUAACUCAUCACGCAAGACUAGCUCCAACUCGUCUGGCAACAACUCGUCGCCGCACCGAGGUGUUGCACCCUUGCCUCGUCGCCCACCAGUAUCUGCGUUCGACAAUGAGUCUGGUCCAGCAGAUUCUAACACGCUCUCAUCUCAGCCGCUCGACCUGGUCGGAGAGGAAGUUGCGCUGGAAGGUGCAGUUUUAGGCGCCGACAUUGACGCUGAAACCAACGCUCUCAGUGAUGUGACUGCCGCCGAACGGGUCCCGGGCGCCGGGUUGCGGCCCCACUACCACCCACAGCAAGGACCUCGCUCCGACUUCGUUCUUUGGUGUGGCAACGUACCUCAGAAUGCCACCGUGGACGAGCUUUGGGAGGUCUUUUCGCGUCUCACUCCCGACGAGUACCGUUACUGGCAGAGCUCCGCCGAAGCACAGAAGCAAGCUGGUGACGUGCUCGCCGAACCGGACGUGGAAGGUCACGGUGUUUUGUCCAUUUUCCUCAUCUCGCGCAGCAACUGUGCCUUCAUCAACUACGCCAGCCCAGCCCACUUGGACCGCGCAGUCAAGUUCUUCCAUGGCAAGCAAGUGCGACCACACGAUCCACGAUGCCCCAAACUUGUGUGCCGAGUGCGCAAGAAGGAUGGCGAGGCGCAAGCAGGUGUUGCUGGUCAGCGUGGCCGCGGUAUCCAUGUCAACUGGCUCAAGCAACAGCGUGAGCAGGAGCGAACCGAGUUGGCUACUGGUGAGGCUCGUCUCAAUGAUUCAAUGUCUCCUAGCUCGUCGACCCGAGUCUCGACAGAACCAAUGUCGCCGUCACGAAAGGAGACAGCUCAGGUGACUUCCGGACUUGCCAUGGCAGGUUCGUACAGCUCGAGCGGCUCUGCAUCCUACACAUCCACCAACUCUUCCCUCUUCCGACACCCUGCCUUCCGCCACCGUUACUUCAUUCUCAAGAGUCGUCGCGCCGACGAUCUCGACAGAUCCAUCGAGACGGGCUACUGGGCUACCCAGCCGCAUAACGAGAACGUGCUCGAUCAGGCUUACCGCAACAGUGAGACUGUCUUCCUCAUCUUUGGUGUCAAUCAGACGGGCGAGUUCUACGGAUACGCCAAGAUGGCUGGACCUAUUCACACAUCGACGAAUGACGGCAAGGGCAAAGACGAGCAGCGACGACGUGAAAGUCUCUCUUCCAUUCUUUCGGCUACGUCCGGCAACCUGCCCCCAUCGACCAUUCACGAGGCUGCUGACGAGAAUGCCUCUGACACAGGUGCUGGUGACUCAUCGGCGGCCAGCCCCACUUCCGAUGCAAGCACAAAGCGAGGUCAUCUCAAGUUGGACAAACGCGACUUCGACACCGCCAAAGGCUUGUUCGGCGCCCUCUCAGUCGAUGGGGUUAUCGAUCCGUCCCAUCCUCUCGCCAUGAUGUCCCCACUUCCGCUUUCCCCUUCUUUGGAAGAGGCUGAUGCCUUCGCAAGUGCAGUGUCACCUCAGCGUGAGGACACCAUCACCCCACGCCUCGCCGGAUCCAUCGCACAGUCCAGCACCUGGCCGUACACAGCUACUCGGGGCACCGCCUCCGAGGCUGAUUCGAGCGAGCGUCCCAAGCUAGCUUCGACGCUUUCUGCAGAUAGACCAGCUUCGCGUGCCACGGCCGAGCCAGACAAGCACGGCAUUAGUCGUAUGGACAUGGCGACAGAGUCGACACAGACCACUUCGAGCCAGAACGACCCACCUUCGCUUGGACCGAGCGACUCAGUUUCCUGGUCAUCAGCCGACCCACGCAUGGCUGAGCAGAUCGCAUUGCGUGCAGUGAUUCACAAUCUUCGUCUCGAUGAGAUGGAGUCACGCGGACAGGCCGAGCAGCUCGAGAGCCAGCUCCGCACGGAUUCAAAUGGCACUGAUGCUACGGUCACAGUCAAGAAGUCGGGACAAGAAGGCGCGACCGAGGAGCGCGACACGCGAACGCCACCAUGUCAGUGUUCGUCCGACUCGUGGGGCAAGCCUUUCCGUGUCGAAUGGAUCCGCACCGACCCGCUGCCGUUCCAGUGGGUCAAGAAGUUGCGCAACCCCUGGCGCGACAACCGACAGGUCAAGGUGUCUCGCGACGGUACCGAACUCGAACCCGGCGUCGGACGACAACUGCUGGAAGAAUGGAACAAGCUCCAUUGCGCUGCUUCUGUAGACAGCACUAGGGCAAGCAAGGAUGCUCCUCAUCCUACCGUUGCUGCCCAACAUACAGCAAGUGAGGAAGACGAGUGA